Messenger RNA from Cucurbita moschata (crookneck pumpkin), 1576 nucleotides. Its product is annotated as cytochrome P450 87A3-like. Bases 52 to 1473 code for a protein of 473 amino acids. Gene Ontology annotation, biological process: sterol metabolic process. The record is from RefSeq and is a predicted model, not a curated record. Gene Ontology annotation, molecular function: oxidoreductase activity, acting on paired donors, with incorporation or reduction of molecular oxygen; iron ion binding; monooxygenase activity. The transcript is spliced from 9 exons. NCBI's taxonomy places the organism in Eukaryota, Viridiplantae, Streptophyta, Magnoliopsida, Cucurbitales, Cucurbitaceae.
CAUAUAGUUCUUCCCUAUCCACCAAAACUUUUGAUUAAAUUCAUAACCAAAAUGUGGGUUCUUAUGGCUAUCAUUUUUGGUAUGAGUAUCAUAACCUGCCUCCAUGCCUUGAUAAAAUCCAAAUAUAAUGCAAAACUUCCAAAAGGUUCAAUGGGUUUCCCCAUUCUUGGUGAAACAAACCACUUCUUUGCUCCCAAUCCAUCAUUCGACGUAUCUCCUUUCAUCAAAGACAGAGUUCUCAAGUAUGGACCCAUUUUCAAAACAAGUUUAGUGGGGAAACCAUUGAUUAUCUCAACAGAUCCUGACCUAAACUAUCUCAUAUUCGAACAAGAGGAAACAUUGUUCGAAUGUUGGUAUCCAGAGACCUUCAAAAAGAUAUUUGGAGAUCAAUUCUUCGGAUCCUUGCAUGGCUUCAUGCAUAAGUAUCUCAAGAACAUGAUUGUUAACGCUUUUGGAAUUGAAUGUUUGAAAAGUAUGGUUUCUGAAGUUGAAGCUGCAGCAACUACAAGAUUAAGAAGAUGGGCAUCUUGUAAAGUAGUUGAAUUGAAGGAUGAAAUUGCAAAUGUAAUACUCGAUCUCACGGCAAACAAGUUGAUUAGUUAUGAUCCAGAAAAUUCACCAGAGAAUUUGAGAGAGAAUUUUGUUGCAUUCAUUCAGGGUUUGGUGUCUUUCCCUCUUGAUAUUCCUGGAACGGCUUAUCAUAAAUGCUUACGGGGUAGAAAAAGAGUGAUGAGGAUGCUGGAAAACAUGUUAGAAGAAAGGCAGCAAAAUCCAAGGAAACAAAAUGUUGAUUUUUUUGACUUUGUUCUUCAAGAACUUCAAAAGGAUGGAACACCUCUCACUAAAGAAAUCGCUUUGGAUUUGAUCUUUUUGCUUCUUUUUGCUAGCUAUGAAACCACUUCCAUUGCUUUAACUUUAGCUAUCAAAUUUCUCCUAGAUCAUCCCCACGUCUUGACCCAAUUAACUGAAGAACAUGAGGGAAUUUUGAAGAACAGGAAAGAUAAAGCUUCUGGGAUUACUUGGAAUGAAUACAAAUCCAUGACAUUUACAUUCAAGUUUUUGAAUGAGACAUUGAGGCUGGCUAAUAUUGCUCCUGGGAUCUUUCGAAGAGCAUUGAGAGACGUUGAGUUUAAGGGAAUUACCAUCCCGGCGGGAUGGGGUGUCAUGGUGUGUCCUCCAGCUAUCCAUUUGGAUCCAAAGCAUUAUGUUGACCCACUUGCCUUCAACCCAUGGCGGUGGGAGAGAUGUGAAGGGGCAUCGAGGCAUUUCAUUGCUUUUGGAAGGGGCUUGAGAUUUUGCAUUGGUGCAGACUUUGCCAAAUUGCAGAUGGCUGUGUUUCUCCAUAACUUGGUUACCAAGUACAGGUUCAAAGCAAUUGGAGGAGGUAAUAUUGUUCGAACCCCAGGCGUACAGUUUCCUGAUGGCUUUCACGUUGAGAUCGUGGAGAAAGAGAAGAAGCCCUCCAAAUACUAAACAAAACAAAAGAGUGUCAUGUAAUGCUUCUCAACAGUUAAAAGACUGUCCAAGUGGCAACUAUGUGUUUAAAUCAUAUAUUUAUGAUUAAACUAUUUCAUAA